Messenger RNA from Bubalus bubalis (water buffalo), 3332 nucleotides. RefSeq names its product formin-like protein 7. The transcript is spliced from 5 exons. NCBI's taxonomy places the organism in Eukaryota, Metazoa, Chordata, Mammalia, Artiodactyla, Bovidae. Bases 1 to 1179 code for a protein of 392 amino acids. The record is from RefSeq and is a predicted model, not a curated record.
AUGAGUGGUGCUGAGCACCCCGUCAUGGGGGGCAUCCAAGGGGAAGCUGGACAGUCAGAGCAGAGAGGCGGAGGGGUUAGGGGCACGCGGUUGGCCUGGCUGACCCCAGCAGUCUCUCCUGGCUGUGCUGUGCUCUGGUCCUGUGGCGGCGUCUCCGCGCUCACUUCCAGCCAGGCCGGCCAUGUGGUCGAGGCCUCUGGGAGCUGGAGGUCUGGCAGGCGGCAGAGCAGCCCGUCCAAACCGAAGCCUGCUGUCUCCCCCACGUCCAUCCGUUCCUUAAACACCAGUGUCCUCCUCCGUCCGGCCCGGCUGACGCUGCUGCCCUGGUGGACACCCUCAGACACUGUUCUCCCGGCUCGCUUCUCCCGUCACGGAGUGAAGACCCUCAAACAAGCAGAGCAAACACCCGGCUUCCAGCUGCCGCCACCACGAGUCCAUGACACAGAGGCCACCUCUCCCCACACGGAGGGACAGCGGCAUGAGAAGAGGCUGGUGCCACCGGAGCCCAGUCUGGGGACCGGGGCUCACGAGGCCCUGGAUCUAACCCGGCCUCACAGAGGUGCUGGGCGUCGGGGUGAUACCCAGGGCCCCGGGACAGCUGCAGCGGUGGUCCCGCCGCCGCCGCCGACAGAGCCCACGGUCCCGGCGACGCCGCAGAGCUGUGCACUUGGCCCCAAGGCCUUCGGCAGUGAGGUGGCCUUCCCGGUGGAUUUGGAGCCUGAGCCCGGACUCCAUCCCCUGUUUCAGCAGCACGUCGCCGAGGCAGCUCCAAUACUCUCGGCCAACUGUCUCCUAAAACCCUCUGUGGCUAUUCAUCCAGCAAGGAAAAACUUGGCGUCGCCUUACAAUCAGGGCAGAGACCCCUGCAGCCCCUGCUGUGAGGUCUGCGGUUCCUCGGGCCUGGCCUCGGGUACACUCCGUGGGGGGCCUCUCCCUCCGGGACCUCUCGAGUCUCCCCUCACCACGUCUGAGCCAAGUUGUCCUGCUCACGGGAGAUGUCCAUCCGUCCCCGGCCCCCUGUCCCUGCUGCCGCAAGCCGCCCUGGCCACGUGGGCAAGCCGAGGCCACCCUUGCUGGACUCUGCUGGGGCUGGACCAGGCGCAGUCCAAGGGUCCGUGCUACCACGGCGGCCUGGCGGCGGGGAGGAGUCAAGACCAGCUUGGUGGAUGGAGGCCUUAGAGGGUUUGCAGCAGAAGCUGGGCUUCAGGGUCUAACUCAGGAGCUGGGCCAGAGAGUGGUCCCUGAGAGAGGGCGCCAGAGGUGACCAUGGAGGCACGUGGAGAGGACGGGGGUCCUCAGAGGGGUGCAGGUGACCCAGGGUGGGGAUGUGGGCUGCCGCUCAUGGGGCUCUGGAUUGGGGAGAGGGCUCUGAGACCAGGAGGGGUGGAGACAGCCUCGUGCCCACUGCUUCCGCCCAGCUCGGGGGGCACACUCCUUGCUCUCCUCUGAGAGGCUUGGCCCGCGGGCUCCGCACCCGAGUCCGCUCGGCCAGGAGGUGCUGGAGGGUCAGUGCCGCCCCCGAGCUUGCUGCGGCGGCGUCCCCCAGCUCUGGUCCAGAGACGGCCCCGCCUGGCCGGGCAAGGGUGUGCCCCUGGCAAAGCGGUGAGUCCACCCUGUGGGCUGCUGUGGGCAUCCGGCAGGAAGCGCAAGGGCAAGUCCUUCUGGACCAAACAUGCAGCGUGAUGUGCGUGCGCGCUCACUCGGUCGUGUCUGACUCUGUGCGACCGCAUGGACUGUAGGCCGCCAGGCUCCUCUGUCCAUGGGGAUUUUCCAGGCGGGAAUACUGGGGUGGGUUGCCGUGCCCGCCUCCAGGGGAUCUUCCCGACCCAGGGAUCGAACCCGAGUCUCCUAUGGCUCCAGCAUUGCAGGUGGAUUCUUUACCACGGAGCCGCUGGGGAAGCCCUGGAGCCUGGCAGAGGCGCCAAAACCUUACAUUCAUCAACCAAACGGAGGCGAGGGUGUCCAAGACCCACUUCAUAAAUCACAUCUGCCCUCUGUGCGGGGGACAAUUAACAGCCCCCAGGGCUCCAGACCUGGCUGAAUGGGGCGGGGAGGCUGGAACCUUGCCACCUGGCCUCGGACUUGCCCUCUGGGGCAGGCCUGGCUGUGUUUGCGAUGGGGCUCUGUCCUCUGAUGCUUGUUGACAACCUGCCACCUGUCAGGUAUCCUGGGGCCAGGGCAGCGUGGUGUAGAGAGCCAAGUAAUAAUUUGCCUCUUGCAGGCUGCAGACUCUGCUCAAGCAGUCUCACCUAGCAGAGCCUCGUUUUCCUGGUCUCUAACUGGGGAGGCCCUCUGCCUCCGAGCUGCCACGGGGCUCCUGAAGGCUGUGCAGAGACAGAGAGCGAGCAGUGGGCUCGGCCAGGCCGUGGGGACCCCCCGGUGAGUGAUGGCUCCCUCCCCUCCCCCAGCCCUGCUUGCCCCUUCUCCUGGGGCCCCCGGGAACGUGUGGGUGCCUGGUGUCCGGCUCCCCUGUGGGGGCAGUCUCUCUGUGACUCCAGAAGUUAUCCAAUAGGUCAGCAUUUUUGAGUACCUGCUGCAGGCCGUUUUCCAGGAGAAAGAAAGGAGACCACAGAGAUGCCGGUUCCAGGGACGUACCACCUUGGGGGAGGAGGUCGGACCGUCCGAGACUUCUUACGGGAGUGAGCACACGGGCUGUGUGGGUGGGGGGUCCUCAGGGAUAUUCGGGGUGUGGAGUCUGAGUGGUGUAGAUCCAGAAGGCUCCCUCCAGGUGGCAGGGCGCCAAGGGAGCCCUUCACGCCUCAGUGUUCCCAUCAGCGGAAUGGCACUAGAGGUGUGUGCCUUGGUCUCAAGGACUGGGGAAACACAGGAAAAAGGAAGGUGGAAGGGGUCUACCCUCGUGGCCUGUGUGACGAUGGUCAAGGGCGUGGAUUCUGGAAGUGGCCCCACUCCCCGGGAGACGUGUGACCUCGAGCUAAGGAGCUUUAUCUCUUUGUGCCUCUGUGUUCUGGUUUGAAAAACAGGGCUGAUGAUAAGCCCUGCAUCCUGGGGUUGCUGUGCGGGUCAGGGUGUUCACAGACCUCUGACCCUUAGGGAGUCCAGGCCCCCAGGGAGGACCCGGACCUGUCGGCCAUCAUCACUGGGUGUUUUGUGUCAGCUACAAAUUGGCACUUACCAAGAGCAUUGCCAGCGACUGAACGACAAAGGCCUUUGCCAUCUGCCUCUGCGGAGAUCGGACUCCGGGCUGCUAUAGCUGUUGAUCUUCAGCGACCCCGAGGGCGUUCAGGGUGGAGGGAGGCGCUCUGUGCUCCAGGGAAUCUGGUGGGACAGGUCUUUAGAUAGUUGGAUGUCUUUAGGAACAGAUUUUGUGAUCU